CGGGGCGCGCUGGGAGCUGUAGUUCUCCCGCCGGAGGUCCUGUGCGGAGCCGCCAUGCCGGAGGGGACGGGAGCGCUGCGGGAGGUGCUGCCCAAGCAAGGACAGUUGUCGGUGGAGGACGCGGCCACCAUGGUGCUGUGCAAGCCCAAGAUCCUGCCGCUCAAGUCGGUGUCGCUGGAGAAGCUGGAGAAGCUGCAGCGGGCGGCGCUGGAGGCCGCUCCCGCGAUCGAGGUAGCGCUUUGUAACGGGGCUUGCGGAUUAAAGUCUGGCCUGGAACGCAGGAGGUGGUGCUGCGCUGGGCGGGGGAGGCCGCGUGUCGGGUGCUUUUCGUGGAGAAGUUCCGCUGGUCGCUUCAAAGGCGAGGUUUUAAACGCGGCUUUAGAGGUACCAGAACCGCCCCCGGCAGGAGCUGUUCUGGGAGGGCCCCGGCAGACCGCGGGAGGAGCCAAGUUACACAACCCCACUGCUCUAAGCGGGGUUUACCAGACCCGCUUAAGCAGGGCAUCGCUUGUCUCCUGGAGCACGUCGUGUUCCCGGGCCUGGAACGGCUACUUCCCAGCACUUCUGAACACCUCAAAUCUUGACAUGAAACUGAAAAACACAGGAGAGGCUUCACUGUGUUCCUGUACACGAGUAUUCCUUAGAUUCUUCUUCUUGUUGAGCAAGGGCUUGGCAGAGCUGUGCUGUACAGACACGUUCUCAGUUAUCUGUGCCAGCCUGGAUGCUCCUACGCCAGGCACUUGUGUUUUCAAAAACAGAUCUGGUAAAUACUUACCAUGAGUUUAAUUACACGCUGAUUGCAAUACCAAAGGGCGGUGUUAGAUGUACUGCCGAAUUGCACACACUUCAGAGAUUUGAACACAGUUAAAUUUGUUCUGUUUAAAAGAAAUAAAAAGGAGGCACAAACAAGAGCUUCACAAAAAAUAUUUUUAAUAUGUUUUACCAGAACUUUUCACUUUUCCAGUUACAUAGAAAAAAAAGACAAGUUCGGUACACAGGGGGUGAAACCAACCAGUGUUCUCCCCUGAAAAAGAUGAAUUUAUCUUUAUGAUCCAACUCUUUAUUUUCUUGGGCUCUUUAAAACAAAGAAACUUCUAUUUUUUUUUCCUCCCAAAGCACAGUAUUUCUUCAGCAGCAAUGGAAAUGGGAUCACAGCAGCUCAACUUGACCCUUCUAUAAAGCUUAGUAUAAACAGUGAUUUUUAUGAUGACAGCACUGUCCUGGAAAGAGCGCGCAGCAGUCGGACAUGGAUGCACAUGGGGAAUGAUUAGGUCAUAAACAUGGCACGUACAGAGAUAGCUUAUUUGAAGGCACCACCACAGCAGUGGCCAGUUGUUCUACUAUUAUGCCCAAAGAAAGAACACUUCUUUCUGAAAUUUACAAAACUAUUAAAAAAAAAAAAAA
Lepidothrix coronata (blue-crowned manakin) is the source of this 1404-nucleotide messenger RNA. RefSeq names its product BBSome interacting protein 1 (gene BBIP1). The transcript is spliced from 3 exons. Gene Ontology annotation, cellular component: BBSome. Bases 55 to 780 code for a protein of 241 amino acids. The record is from RefSeq and is a predicted model, not a curated record. NCBI's taxonomy places the organism in Eukaryota, Metazoa, Chordata, Aves, Passeriformes, Pipridae. Gene Ontology annotation, biological process: cilium assembly; receptor localization to non-motile cilium.